AUGGGAAGGAAGAGUUAUUUUUCACCGCUUGAUCCGUAUGCAACCGACUUGAAGAAUGUUUACCGGGCACAUUUGAUAGAAACUGUAAAGGGAAUUGCUCUCAGAAUUGUGGAAAACCAGGAUAAUGUUAUGCAAGAACGGGGGCGUGUGAAGGGGGGUGCCAGCCCGGCUGGGAGGGGCCACAAUGUGAGAGGGUUUGCAAAAGGAAGUACGGUGAGAAGUGUUCCAAAGUGUGUAAAUUUUGUCGGAAUUCUGCCUGUGAUCCUGUGGAUGGAUUCUGUCUACAGGGAUGUACCGAGGGUUAUCAGGGACCUCUCUGCAACGAAGUAUGUAAUGCUGGAUUUUAUGGCAAUAAUUGUAAAAAAGAGUGCAGCCUCUUCUGCAAGACAUCACGUGACUACCAUCACGUGACCGGAAAUUGUAAAGACAGAUGUAUA
Molecule: messenger RNA, 437 nt
Organism: Saccostrea cuccullata (small rock oyster)
Lineage: Eukaryota; Metazoa; Mollusca; Bivalvia; Ostreida; Ostreidae
Exons: 4
Coding region: 1-411 (136 amino acids)
Source: RefSeq, a predicted model, not a curated record